Molecule: messenger RNA, 3249 nt
Organism: Hypoxylon trugodes
Lineage: Eukaryota; Fungi; Ascomycota; Sordariomycetes; Xylariales; Hypoxylaceae
Exons: 2
Coding region: 108-2909 (933 amino acids)
Source: RefSeq, a predicted model, not a curated record
CUCAGGUAUCACCAUCAUCACCAAUCCAGCCACUUUACUGCCAACCACCCGUGAAUAAGUAGGGCUCCCCUUGUGGUAGAGCAUUGCUACUAUCUAUUCACUUAACAAUGGCUUCUCAUUUUCAAAUUCAGAAACCAUAUGUGUUAACCACGUUACCUCGACCUCUUGAUCCUGCGACUGGUCGCUAUGUUGUUAGUGAAGUUUACGGGUCUGCGCCUGGGUCGAGGAAGAGAAAGCGCCAUGAAUUAGCAGUAGGAAUUGAUGGAGAAGCUGUAAAUAUUUAUAAUGUUUCUUCCACCAGACUCAUAACUUCAUACCCCGUUCCGCCGCAAUCCUCCUUCUCAUGCCCUAUAUUCUCGAUUCGGCGCAAGGCGAAAGAAACCCAAGAGACCUCGAGACACACCUACGCGGCGACGAAGGAAUCCAAUGAAUAUAAAAUUACCCUAUUCAAAGACUAUGUGGAUGAUUCUGGCAACACGCAAUCUACCACCAAGUCAAUAUCCUUAGGGUUAGGUCAGUCGGUUGUAUGCGCUACUCUAAUCACCGCGCCUGCUGGUCAAAGCCUAUCCAAUGGCCAAACAUCGAUCGAAGAGCUUCUCGUUGUGCGCGAGAACGGUGACAUUAUUUGUCUCGAUGCCGAGAAUUUGAAGAGAAAAUGGACAUCGUCUUCUGCAGGCUUGCGACAGGAUCUCCCUGGAGCUGCUAAAGCCAGUUUCAGAAUCGACUUCUGUUAUCCUGUACUAUUGUCGGAUGUUGUUCAGGGCAUUUUCAAAGGCAGCGAUGAUUCUUUGGGGCUUUUCCCCGAAAUCAAGCAAAAUGUGAAUACUGAUGCCGAGGCUCUGGUGCUCAUUUCAAGUUAUAGUGCCGAUGGAAGCCAGAAUCGACAUCUUCAUAUUGUAGCAUCGCUACCACAAUCACCCAGUUUGUCGAGCACUCACCGGCAAAGCAUCGUCCAGCUUCACUCUGUACCGAUUCCAUCGUCUGGGGAAGCAAAUCACAAUGCCACAGCUUCUUAUCGUCUUGAUGUUAGAAGUGGAAGUUUACUGGAGCUACGAGGCCAGCUAUUCAAUAUAUAUGACCUAACUACGAGCCUCCCAAAAAUCACAUCUUCGAUGGAGCUAGAUGGAACAACGUCUUUCCUACGUCUCAGCAAAACAUCACUUCUAUGUUCUACGUCUACUCAUCUCAACAUUUACAAUCCAAUCUAUCGAUCGCUUCAGAACUCCGUACCUGUCGAGCUCGAUGGCCAAGCUGACUCUAACACUGGAGCCAACGCAACAAAUUGCCUUCUUGCCGCUUAUUUUUCCCGCUUAGAAGUCGCUGUUGCGAUUGUCGAUGCGAACCUAGUUGCUAUCCAACUCGAAGCUCCCAUCCUGCGGACCAAAAAGCGACGCGCCGAGGGCCUCCUAAUUGACUCCAUUGGACGUGGUGUACAACCUGCCAAAAGAGUCUCAGCUCCAAGUUCCAACAAAGACCCAGAAAGCUCCGUAUUUUCCAAUUAUCUUCCAGGCUCCAUCCGAGGCGAUUAUUGGCAAUCAUGGACUGCAGACGAAGCCAAAGCCAAUGCUCUUCUCGAUGCAAAUGAUAUGCACGGAUUGGAGACGCUGCUGGCUCAGAAGUUCGGCAUCCAGGUUCAAGUUACUGCUCAGGCAACUAACGGUGCAGAUGGCGAAGAACCAGAUCCGCCCAAAGUCAAUUCUACCUGGAAGUGGCCAAAAUCUAGAGCAGGGUACCCUCCAGCCGACAGAAGGUGGAUUCUAUACUCUAUUGGUCGAGCCUUUCAAUGGAACAAUGUGUUCCCAGAUGAUCCUACCAUACCUCGACUUAUUUGCCAACUGCCGCAGAGCGAUAUUGUUAACUAUCUGGUCGACGCUGGUCACUUGACUCUGUCUAACGUGAAAUCUGCUUUCCGAGGGCAACUAAAAGAGACUGAAAAGACGGAAUCAUUUCUUUCGGAACAAAUUGUACUUCAACUUGCUGAUAUCGAUCCUUCUCUGGAACUUCUUGUUGCUUAUAUUUCUGCGACCAACCUUGGAACGAUAGAACUGCUCAUUGCCGUGAGGACUAUUAUGAGAAGUCUAGAAUUGGUUCAGGAUCCCAAAAAACCACCUCCCAAAUUAUUAACCAAUGGCUCCACUGAAGAAUUGGCUGUUGAUGGAGAAGCAGAAGCUGAAUUGCAAAACAUCGGUAUGGAACUAGAUGACCUCGAAGAUGAGAUUCAAAAGACCGUGUCUUAUUUAAAUGAAGACGCGGGUAUUCGCGGGAGUGGAUUGAGUGUGGCUUUUGCCAAACUCGGCAAUUGCCCUAGCAUUUCAAUGAUUAAAUCACUACGAGCUACGUUUAAGCCAGAAGAGAUUUUGUCGCUAAUCUACCUUCUUCGCGUCGAGCUAGUCAGGGGAGCAUGGACGUCCCGCUACCUAGAUCUAACCGAUUUCGAGAAAGAUUCCGCGCUCGAUGCCCCUCCUGAUGGCAUCAUCAAGCUUCUUGCAGAUCUACUAGGACGCUGCGUGGACUCUAUUGGUCCCGGCGGCUGGCUUCUUAAUGAUGCCGUACUAGCUGGUGAUGAGACAGGAGAUUUCGUCGCUUCGCUUAAGCUGGAAGUCAGUGCAGCUUUGGAAGGGUUGGAAGACGCCGUUUAUCUUCGUAACAUUGUCGGCGAGGCAGUGAAAUACUGCGAGUCGUUCAAAAAGAAUACGGCCGAAAGUAUGGUGGACAAGAUGAAGCCCAUCCCAUUGCAAGUGAAGGAGCCUGGUGCUCAGGCAUUACCUCUUGGACUCAAGGCGAAGGAUCACAUAUCGGCUCAAAAAAUAGUGUCGGGUGGUGAGAUCGUGGACAGAUCACAGAGAGAAACUGGUCACCUUAAAAGCCAGCAGAUAGGCCACUAUUCAUUAGAGAGGAUCGCGAUAUAAGACGUCUCCAAAGAGCCGCUAUUAGAAGCCUAGCAAAUUUAUGUAAUUACAGUCGAUACAUCGUGAGUCGAGAAAGAAGGACAAUUUUGGAAUUCGCCUGUUGCCUUUCGUCGCAUAUCAGAGGCAUUGGCAAGUUUAGGACUAAUUGGUUUCAUCAUCACUUAUUUCCGGCACGUAACUUAUCACUUAGACCAUACAGCCACCAAUGUCAUGAAACCAAUCUAGCGAGUUACGUGCGAUGCGCUGAGACUCAAUAAUACACCGAGCUCAGGUUCUCAACGAUAAUUGCAACUAGAUGCGGGCGUAUGUCUGCAUCCGUUGUUGAGAGUUAGGUCAUGUU